GUGACGUAUGAUAACAACAGGAAGUGGAACAUCACGUUUCUGGUAAUGGCUCAGCAGGCGUCAGCGGGGCAGCGCUACCUGCGGGCGUUCGUUAGCGGGUUCUUUGUCGCCGUUCCAGUCACUGUCACUGUCCUCGAUCGGUUUGCCUACGUGGCGCGAGUGGAGGGAGCGUCGAUGCAGCCUUCCCUGAACCCAGAUGGGGCGUUGAAUUGUGACGUUGUCCUGCUGAACCGUUGGAGUGUGAGGAACUACGAGGUCCAACGAGGUGACAUCGUCUCCGUCAUGUCCCCCAAGAACCCCCAGCAGAAGAUCAUCAAGCGGGUCAUUGGCCUGGAGGGAGACUUCAUCAGGACUCUGGGCUACAAGAACCGGUAUGUUCGAGUCCCUGACGGUCACUUCUGGAUCGAGGGGGAUCAUCACGGCCACAGUCUGGACAGCAACAGCUUCGGACCGGUGUCUGUGGGGCUGCUUCACGGUCGCGCCUCCCACAUCAUCUGGCCACCAAAUCGUUGGCAGCGAAUCAAGCCGUCUCUGCCCCCAAACCGAGGACCGCUGGACACUGAGGAAGAGGAGGGGUGAAGACACACAAACACAGAUUUUUAUAGCUCUGGUAAUAUCAUCUAAACUGAAACGAGGCGUCCGUUAAUGUUUGGAAAGACAGAGUUGUUCACAGCUGUACGAAUGCAUUCAAACCUCACACUGUAUCACUGCUAUUUUUCCUAGAAUGUUAAACACAGGAGAAAACAGAUGCUCCUGUUGAGUCACUGAGUGAGUCAUGAGUCGUUAUGUAAACUGUUAGACUGUAUAUUGAUUUUGUGUUUUGUUAAUUUUGCCACAGUCCAGUCGUUUCCAGAGACAUAAACAAUUCUUCCUUAAAGAAAGGCUGUCACCCCACAAACGCACAUCUUUAGCUUCACAACUUUGUUUUCUGCAGCUCAAGUUAGCUGAUGUUGCACCUUUGGGUGCAUGCUAAUAGAUUCUGAUACACCGUCCAGUGAAAACAUUUUUUAUAACUACAUAUAGACUGAAAAAUUAAGCGGUAUUUCCCUUUACAGACGUUGCCAUAGCAAAGCUUCUUUCAUGUGUUUUCUGUCAGCACAGCCUUCAUGCUCAUGACCUCUGGAGUGCACUUGAGGAUAACAGAAUUCAAUUACUUUCCAGUAGGAUGGGAGACGACAGUGUCUGUGUCAUUAUCUAAAAAUCUAUUUUCACUGUGCUUUUGUUUGUGUUGCUGGUGUUGUCACCUCUGAGCGGAGAGCUGCUGAGAGUUCACACAGAUCCCAUGAAUAUUCCCUCCUUUAUUAAAAUGCUCUGAGAGGAGAAAUGAGCAUUUAGUCACCCACAUCAACCAGGUUAUCUGAAGUCUUAAUUAGAGGGAAACCACACAAGACAAAACAGCCAGCUGACUCCUGCCCGCUUCUCAAACAGCUGAAAAGCUCCGUCUUUAAAGAGGCGCAUUGCUGAUUUGCAUAAAUCAAAUCGAGGGAGCACUUGUGGUAAAUUCAGCCAAAUGGAGCUCUCAAUUGUAGCUGUUGAUUCUGCGAUGCUAACAGCUGUGUCACGGCGUAAUGGGACCCUGGAAAGCACAAGUGGGGCUAAAUGCAGGUGUACUCAACCCUCCCUCAGAGGCAGCGCACAACAGCGGGCUCACAUCUGCAUAAUUAAUUCACUCAAAUGUGAUGUGUAUGUCUGUGCCAAUUGAAUCUGACAUUUAAGGUUUAUGGUUUAUGUCUGAGGUUAAUAAACUGCACCCUG
This is a messenger RNA of Epinephelus fuscoguttatus (brown-marbled grouper), 1755 nucleotides long. RefSeq names its product inner mitochondrial membrane peptidase subunit 2 (gene immp2l). NCBI's taxonomy places the organism in Eukaryota, Metazoa, Chordata, Actinopteri, Perciformes, Serranidae. The record is from RefSeq and is a predicted model, not a curated record. Gene Ontology annotation, cellular component: mitochondrial inner membrane peptidase complex; membrane. Gene Ontology annotation, biological process: mitochondrial respiratory chain complex assembly. Gene Ontology annotation, molecular function: serine-type endopeptidase activity. The transcript is spliced from 6 exons. Bases 46 to 579 code for a protein of 177 amino acids.